Molecule: messenger RNA, 1422 nt
Organism: Oncorhynchus gorbuscha (pink salmon)
Lineage: Eukaryota; Metazoa; Chordata; Actinopteri; Salmoniformes; Salmonidae
Product: cholesterol 24-hydroxylase-like
Exons: 10
Coding region: 255-1280 (341 amino acids)
Biological process (GO): cholesterol catabolic process
Molecular function (GO): iron ion binding; cholesterol 24-hydroxylase activity; heme binding
Source: RefSeq, a predicted model, not a curated record
CAGUAAACCAUAGAAGCAGACAAGUCGACUACUAGUGCGCGUUCAUAUGUCGGAACUAGGACACUCGGAAAUGUCAAUUUUGCUGAUUCGUGAACGCGCCAUGUGUAUAACAACAACCAUUUACCUAGUUAUACAUUUCCGAGUUUCGACUAUCACGUGAACGCGGCAUAGUACUACGGGUGACCAAAUUCAGUCCAAAAAGCAGACUACAUACCCUGCUUGUAGGGUCACCGAGCUAGCCAGUCUACUGCAAUAUGGCACUUUUUCAUUUCAUUACAGGUUGGAUUGGUUAUGUUCUUAUGUGCCUACUUGGUUUGAUUUUGAUCGUAUUUCUCUGUUUUUGUCUGUACAUAAAAUAUAUUCAUUUGAAAUAUGAUCACAUACCGGGACCACCAAGGGACAUUUUUAUAUUCAGACAUUCCGCAAUCCUGAGGGAAAUGAGCAAUGGUCGAGUUAUCCACGACAAAUUCCUGGAAUGGUCUAGGACAUAUGGACCGGUGUAUCGUAUCAACGGAAUGCACAUUGUGAUGCUGUUUGUCACCUGCCCUGAUACCACCAAGGAAGUGCUGAUGUCACCAAAGUACCCCAAAGACUCACUAGUCUACAAGGGUCUUUUCAACCUAUUUGGACAGAGGUUUCUGGGAAGUGGUCUGAUUACGGCUCAUAAUCAUGAUGCGUGGUACAAACAGCGAAGGAUCAUGGACCCUGCCUUCAGCAGUCUGUACCUACGUGGUCAGAUGGGUGCGUUCAACGAGCGGGCAGAGUGUCUGAUGGAUAAACCGGCAGACAUGGCUGACACCAACACAGAUGCCAACAUGCACCAAAUGUUCAACCUUGUGACCCUGGAUAUCAUCACCAAGGUGGCAUUUGGAGUGGAUCUUGAUCUGUUGAAGGAGAGUGACACUCCGUUCCCCAAAGCCAUAGAGAUGUGUCUGAAGGGAAUGGUCCACUAUGUCAGAGACUCCACCUUCCAGCUCUACCCAAAGAACAAGAAGUUCAUCAACGAGGUGAAAGCGUCUGUUCAGCUAUUGCGUUCGACAGGCAGACGGUGGAUCAACGAGAGGAAAAUGGCCAUUCAAAAUGGCGAGGAUGUCCCUAAAGAUAUCCUGACACAGAUCCUGAAGAUGGCUGGCAAAGAGGAAAACAAAGACAAUGAAGAUGAGGAGCUAAUGCUGGACAACUUUGUAACGUUCUUCGUUGCGGGGCAAGAGACAACAGCCAAUCAACUAGCUUUUGCUGUCAUGGAACUGGGAAGGCUGCCUGAGAUAUUGGCCAAGUAGGUCUUAUUAUUACAUUUCAUUUAACCUUUGUUUAACCAGGAAGGAAUCAUUGAGAUUUGAAAUCUCUUUUUCAAGAGCGUCCGGGCCAAGAUAGGCAGCACCAAGUCAUCACACAAUUACAGACAGACAACAUGAAAAACUA